Molecule: messenger RNA, 567 nt
Organism: Mercenaria mercenaria
Lineage: Eukaryota; Metazoa; Mollusca; Bivalvia; Venerida; Veneridae
Exons: 5
Coding region: 7-567 (186 amino acids)
Cellular component (GO): cytoplasm; nucleus
Molecular function (GO): DNA binding
Source: RefSeq, a predicted model, not a curated record
ACAAAUAUGGCGGAUUCCGAAGACAAUUCUACAGAAUAUGAACAAAUUCCGUCUCAUAUUAUUGUUCAGAAACAACUUCAAGACUUGAUUGCAAUUCAGAAGGCUCGAGUUGCAAGACUGGAACAAGAUGUAUCAAUGAACAAUGAAACAAUAAGAGAUAACUAUGUGCCUAAAGACCAAUAUGAAACAGAGCUGAGUUCACUGCAGGAGAGUUUGAGAAGUGAUUAUGUUCCUAGAGAGCAUUAUGAGCUUGCCGUUAAACAACUUGAGGAGGAGAAAGUUGAACAUGCACAGACAAGGCUGAAGUUGAAUGAAGUUGUGGACAAACUGGAGCAAGCUAUGACGGAAAUGAAUAAUCUACAAGACCAAUUACAGCAACAAAAGAUUGCACAUGAGAAAACACGUAAAGAUGAGAAAAGCUAUACUCCAAAGCAAACAUUGAUUCAUGUGAUCAAUUGGAAGAAGUUAAUGAAUAAAGCAUCAAGCAAACAGGAAAAGAUGGCGCUUACAUUAUUGAUGACCGUUCCGCAUGAUGAAAGACUGGACAUUUUUGAAGGGGUUAUGUGA